AGCUGAUCACUGUCUGAACGGCUAUGAAGUAAAAGUUUCAUAUGUCAUUUUUUUAUGACAUGGCAUGCUUCACAUCUUGCUUACAGUAAUCUGCUUCAGGCUAUGCAUUAAAACCAAAGGCGAUUUACAAGCUGCAUUCUUGGUUCAACACGCAGCCCUGUGAAAUAUGAUUUUACUCAUAUUUGUUUUGUCGAAAAUAUAUAUUUAAACAAAUAAAACGACGGGAGGUGAAGUUUUUUUUGGGGAGGUGGGGUUUUCCUGUUCAUUUGCUUGAGAUUUCUGUUUAUCAAGGACAGUAGCAAAGGGUCUGUCUCAAAACUCCGGAGAGCUAGGAUAUAUGAAGAUCGCGACACAGUUGGUUUCCCCUCGCAGAAAUGCCAGUGCGUGCUGUGACCACCAGGUUCAUGUACAAGGGACUUUGCACUAUUCCAGAUGUCCUCACCUACCGGACCCCUGUUAUCCUGCCCGAGGAUGAGGUGGAAGAAAUUCGUGAGGCUUUCAAGGUAUUCGACCGAGAUGGGAACGGCUUCAUCUCAAAGCAGGAGCUGGGGAUGGCCAUGCGCUCUCUGGGCUACAUGCCCAACGAGGUGGAGCUGGAGGUUAUCAUCCAAAGACUUGACAUAGAUGGUGACGGUCAAGUUGGCUUUGAUGAAUUCGUCACAUUGCUUGGUCCUAAACUCUCGGCUGCUGGGAUGCCUGAUAAGUUCCACGGAGCUGACUUUGAUUCAGUGUUUUGGAAGUGCGACAUGCAGAAACUGACUGUGGACGAGCUUAAGAGACUGCUUUACGAUACUUUCCGUGACCACCUCACCAUGAAAGACAUUGAGAACAUCAUUAUGACCGAGGAGAGCCACCUGAACAGUCCAGAACUAAUAUGUCUUCUCAAUCUUUCCACAGCAAGCCCAACACAACAGGAGAAACACACGUGUGUGCGUAAAAGCCUGAUUUGUGCCUUCGCCAUUGCGUUCAUCAUCAGCGUUAUGCUCAUCGCAGCCAAUCAAAUGCUCCGCAGAGGAAUGAAGUAAAUAACUACACCAGUUGGUUACGAAGAGAUUUAAGGAUGGACUAUGAAAAAUCAAACAUUAACCAAAAUACUUGACUGUUUUUUGGUUUUGUUCAAUGUUUCCAACACCCACAACUUCUCUAUACUGGACAAAAUGAUGUCACACAGUGGUUUUGUAUGACCACCAAUCACUGCAUACCAUAGUAAAAAGGAAAGAACGACAUUUCAAGGGCUGAUUAGUAUCCUAAGUACCCCAGUAUCCUAAAAAAGAAAUAUGUCACUGAUUCAAACUUCUGAUGUUUUCUAAGAAAUCACAUAGGAGAGCAGGCUGCAGAAGUGUGUGCCGUAGUAAUAGCUGUGCUGUGUCUAAUAUAUCAAAAACAAUUAAUGUUGUUGAUGAGAACUCUGCCAUUUGGAAUGCACCCAGUAAUAUUACUGAUGAUAGUAAUAAAGCAAUACAAACGUGUUGAUGGGCUGCAUAUUAAGUAGCUUUAAAUCACUUAGGGAAAACAUAAGGAUAAAUGACUGGGCACUGCAUAAUGUGUCUCUUUUAAGUCUCUUGUUUGUUUUAGUGCCAAGAUUUCCGGUCCAGAAGUCCAACUCACAUCCAGUUUAACAUACUUUGCUGAACCAGCACCAUCUGUGAUCUGAAUCUUAAGAAAAGAUUAGCACCAAUACUUCAAAACACAAAUCUGUUGAAUGGAAUAUUUAAAGGCCCUUGAUACGUUUUUUGCCGUGCUAGCCACAAGGCUCUGGGGACGACACUGUCACCACUGAAAUAUCUGGAUAACUGCUGUAUAAAGUUUUGCACAGACUCUCAUUGUUCCUACAGAAUGACUCCUACUGACUUUGGUGAUCCCCUGACUUUCCCUGUAAUGCCACUAGCAGAUCAAAGUGUUCAGUAAUCCUUUGAAAUCUCAACAUCCACAGGAUAAAUUGGCACAAAAUUUGGUACAGACUUUUAUGGUUCCCGACGGAUGUGACCCAAUGACUUUGGUGAUCCCCUGAUCUUUUCCUUUAGUGUCACCUUGAGGUUGAUAUUUGCAGCUUUGAGUGAAAUGUCUCAACAACUAUUGGCUUGAUUGUCGUGGAAUUCAGACAUUUAUGUUCCCCUCAGGAUGGUUUGUGAUAACUUUGGUGACAUUUUUGUGACAUUUUAUGUAGCGCCAUCAUCAAGCCAGGUUUUUUUAUUUGUCCGAUACUUUGGUUUAUGACCGAAUACCUGUUAAAGCGAAAAACAUCAGCUUCACAGAGCUGCUAGCAUAGCUGUAGUCUCUUGGUGUCAUUGCAAAGCUACAAACAGCUAUAGGACAACAUGCAGAAGGUGUCAUAAAAUGCAAAUCUGUCAGGUGCCCUGCUUUGUCACUUUUAUUAGAUGCUUGAAACUUACACCAGUUAAUAUUUUGUAAAACAUCAUAUCAUGUUAUCACCCAACAAGUCCAAGCUCAGCUUAAACUGAAAUAAGAGUCUAUGAUUUAAAAGCAAAGACGUGAAAAGAAGGGGAAAAAGUCAGUCCUCCCAAGUUUUCCACCAUGACAAUGAGUAAUAAAUUAACUGGUGAACAAGCACAUGAACACACUGCUGAAAAGAAGGAUGGAAAACAGAGACAUGUGUAAACCACAUGCUGUGCACUCCAGUCAGCUGAUCCCACGGGCUAUUUCUAAAGAUGUCACGGUUUCCUAAAAAUUAAUUGGUUUGUUUAAAAGCUCAGAGCGAGCCUUCCUGGCUGAACAGCUUGGGGUUGAUUUGUAAAUCAAACAGCUAAAAAUGUAGGUUGAAAAAUUAAGCCGAAGUGAACAAUAAAGUCAAAAUAAAAGGCAGGACACAGACGGAUAUCACAUAAUCCCCUCUAAGAGAUAUCAGACAAGAGUGUGUGCAUAGGUAUUUAUGCAAAAAAAAAAAGCCCAAACAUCAAGACAAAUGACCAUCACACAACUUGUAAAACAUGUUUCAUACUCACAGUCUGCCAGCGAUACAUGCACAAUGCUGCAUAUUCCAAAUCUGAGCACUUAGGCACCAAAAUAAGUCAUAAUGAGUGACAGUGAAAGAUUUGCUGCGUGACCCGAACUACCAGCUGUGAAUAAAGUUUAUAGCUUCAAGAAAAGUAGGUAUUAACUGUAUUAUUAUUUCUAGCAAAUGAGAAUGAAGGAUAUCCAGUUCACAUGACACACUUGCAUGUACAUUAAAAUAGAAAUA
Molecule: messenger RNA, 3199 nt
Organism: Epinephelus moara (kelp grouper)
Lineage: Eukaryota; Metazoa; Chordata; Actinopteri; Perciformes; Serranidae
Gene: cabp7b
Product: calcium binding protein 7b
Exons: 5
Coding region: 375-1025 (216 amino acids)
Molecular function (GO): calcium ion binding
Source: RefSeq, a predicted model, not a curated record